GGGAAUACAACAGGAAACAGUACUGUCACCACCACCACAGACCCAUCAGCAUCGUCGUCGCUGUCGGCACCGGAACAAUCAUCACUGUAGCUUUGGCUUUUGUGCUUUUGUUCUGCUGUCGUGAGUACUCGGAAUGGCUGAGCAGUACUCAUGCACGACAGGUUUGCGAAGCACGAAGGCAGGGAGGACUAGGAUGGAUUCAACUCCAGAUGGCAACGAGUUGGUCUCAGCCCGCCCCACCCACAGGAGGCGGAGAGCUCAGGGAGUGAGUACUGCUCACCAUCGACUGCCGCCGUGGUGUCGAUGCAUCGGUAUCCUGAAAGCUUCCUUACACAACAACAACAGAUGGACCCUGAUGCUGAGUCUACAACGACCACAUCUACGGAAAUCUCAGCAGCCCUGUCCUGCAGAUCGGUGGACUUGGGGUCAGCGAUUGUCACGUGCCGUGCGGCGAUUUCUACCUCUGACCGCCACUGACCCCAGGGAAGUUUCUUCACACAUAUCUGAGCUUGAUGAGUGGGACAUCUACAGUGAUUCUUCCGUGGACGCUGUGUACGCCAACUGCACAGACCUCAUCCAGUCCAGUAACAUCAAGUGAGGUGGACCGUGACAAGAACCGACAUCACUUCAGCCGUUCACAGAUUACUUACAAAAGAAUCAUAUUGAAAUAAAGUUCACACACACAAUUUUUCAGGGAACAAUUGCCUCAAAGUCUUCACAUCAGUCGCAGACCAUUAAGUUCGUUGUCGGCCUGAAUCACAGACUGUUUAUUGUGUGAGGAUGUUCCUGUUGCACCUCCCUUUCCAUGAGUAGACAAGGACGGUCUUGUUUUCGUUAACAUCAUGUUUUCUUUUAUUUUCAAUUUUAGAUUAUGAUUUUGCAUUGAAAGUGCGGUAGUCCUCCGAUGGCCCUUCCUGCCAUUGUUAUACUUUAACAAGUCCAACGUGCUUGAAAUACCUAUAACCCCUAUAGGCUACAGUAAGCAGUUAUAUACAUAGAGGAACAUCUACCUGCUCUGGCCCAUGUAACAACCGAACUGUUGGUCAUGUGACCCGUCAUUAGGUUCGCUAGUCUUCAGGCUUUAACCUACAUUAAGUAGUCGCUACUCUUGUUAUUUCAAGCGUGG
Pomacea canaliculata is the source of this 1126-nucleotide messenger RNA. RefSeq lists its product as uncharacterized. The transcript is spliced from 3 exons. Lineage: Eukaryota; Metazoa; Mollusca; Gastropoda; Architaenioglossa; Ampullariidae. Bases 134 to 598 code for a protein of 154 amino acids. The record is from RefSeq and is a predicted model, not a curated record.